This is a messenger RNA of Cajanus cajan (pigeon pea), 330 nucleotides long. Lineage: Eukaryota; Viridiplantae; Streptophyta; Magnoliopsida; Fabales; Fabaceae. The record is from RefSeq and is a predicted model, not a curated record.
AUGGCUGUUGUUGAGCAAGACUCUCGUGAGGACAAACAUGCUAGUCUGGUUCACCUCCAUAACUCUUCCCCAUAUCGCCCAAAGAUGAACGGUGCAGUUGAAACAGCAAACAAGAACAUCAAGAGGAUCAUCCAGAAAAUGGUGGUGACGUACAAAAAUUGGCAUGAAAUGCUUCCAUUUGCUUCACAUGGAUAUCGUACCUCAGUUCAAUCCUCAACUGGGGCAACCCCAUUUUCCUUAGUUUAUGGAAUGGAAGCAGUCCUUCCAAUCGAGGUUGAAAUUCCAUCUCUAAGAGUAUUGACGGAAGCCAAAUUAGAAGAAGCAGAAUGA